Molecule: messenger RNA, 1476 nt
Organism: Coffea arabica (coffee)
Lineage: Eukaryota; Viridiplantae; Streptophyta; Magnoliopsida; Gentianales; Rubiaceae
Source: RefSeq, a predicted model, not a curated record
AGUAAAAGGAAAAAAAGAAAAGAAGUUUUGGGGUUGCAAAAGUUGUGCAAUUCACUCUCCUCUCUUACGCGUGUCAGUUCUCUCUGGCUCUGGACAAUGGAUGGUGGACUUCCCAUGCUCAACUGUCUUUUACAGCACACUCUCAGAAGCUUGUGUACUACAGGAACUAGUACUACUUCUAGUUCAGAUUCUUCCACCUCUGCUAAGUGGGUAUAUUCUGUUUUCUGGAGGAUCCUGCCAAGAAAUUAUCCUCCACCCAAGUGGGAUCAUGGAGGAAGCAUACUUGAUCGUGCUAAAGGGAACAAAAGGAACUGGAUACUUGUUUGGGAAGAUGGAUUCUGUGAUUUUUACGAAUGCGAACGAGCAGGUAGCGGAUAUGUGAAGGGAAGAUUUGGAGCUGAUAUUUUCUUCAAAAUGUCUCAUGAGGUCUAUAACUUUGGAGAAGGAUUGGUGGGUAAAGUUGCUUCAGACAACAGUCAUAAAUGGGUGUUCAGAGACUGUCCAAAUGAAAAUGAUCCCAGCUUCAUCCAUUCAUGGAAUGUAUCUGUUGAUCCUCAACCAAGAGCAUGGGAGGCUCAAUUUAAUUCAGGCAUUCAGACGAUUGCAAUCAUAGCAGUAAGAGAAGGCAUAAUACAACUUGGCUCGUUUGACAAGGUUGCUGAAGAUCUUAAUUUGGUGAUAAGCAUCCAAAGGAAGUUCAGCUACCUGCAGAGCAUACCAGGCAUCUAUGCUAUACAAAGACCAUAUUUACCAAUUCAGCAGCCCCAUACUUUCAGGACCAAUACAACACCCCAUUUUAUGAUCGAAACUGGAGAAACAGCUUACGGGGUUGAUGAUAAACGCCAGUUAGUUGGAUCAAAGAGACUCUACUGUGAUCGACCUGACGAAUUUCCUGUCAAGUCCAUCAACUUAGGCUUCAACAGUCCCCAUAAUGGCAUGAUUGGACCACCUCCGGCAUUAUGGUCCAUUCCACCUCUUCUGCCCUCAUCAGCUUGCAGUCCUGGAGCUGCUUGUAUUCCAAAGAUGCCUUCCAUCUCACCAUCUUAUAAUGCAAUUGAAGCAACUGAUACUCUGCUGCUGAGCAAACAGAAUUGCACCAUGAAAACUUCAAGCCAGUCUGUUAAGGUCAAUGAAUUUAUUGGUUUAAGUGAGAUGCAAAGUGGUGAUAUAAAGGCUGAAACAACCUGUGCAAUGGAGGCUGCUCAAGAAGGAAAGCCUGGAACUUUAAGCCAUAGUUUAGGAGUGGAAUGUAGGGUAGUGAAACUGGGGUUUGGACCCCAGUCAGAAGAAGAGUGUGCUCUGAACCUUAAUUAAAUAGCUGGAUGUUAGUUCUUACCGUUGUCAUGAUUCUAAUGUUAAGACUGUCAAGAAGAGUAUUGGAUUGGCGCUGGCAGCUUAAUUUUAGAUGUAUAAAAUUGUGUAUAAAUUAAAUGAAUCUCAGCUCUUCUUGCAAACUGCAAUCUUCAACAUUAUGUU